AUGGUCGACGACGGUCGCUUUCUCCAGGGCGAUGCAAGGGACCUCAUCGCGAAGGGCCAAAUGACCGAGGAUGAGUGGCGCAUGCUGCAGCGGGACGCCAAGUCGGUCAAGGUCAACCUCCACCAACGGAUGCUGGCGCAGCUUGACCGCGAGAUCAGCACGGCCAUUGCGCGCCAGCCCACAGACCAAGUCCUCGAGACAGAUGUUGUGGCCGCCUUCACCGGUGGGCUCUUCGGCGCUGCAAGCGCAUUUUUUAAGACACCUGUCGCGACGCACGAUGCGCCCGUGUCCAAAUCGGCGUUCCUCUGGGCGACAGCGAAAGAAGCGGGUCUCAGGUCGAUGGAAACCAACCAGAAAAUCCGCGCCGUCGACUACCUCAAGCUGGAGCACAUCAGUGGGGACAUUUCGAAUUGCGAGCACGUCGUGAUCGCUGUGAAUGGCUUUAUGACGCACGGCGUCGACCCAACGACCAACUGGGCGACCUACUGCCAGCGCAAGAACGUCGCGUGCUACGUUGUCUUGUGGGAAGCUGGGAACAGCGCCGAGUGGGAAAACUUUGUCGCGCAGGCCAAAAGCCAUCUCGCGACGGGCCUCGAAGACGUGAUUGCGACCCACUUUACAGGCAACCCGUGGAACCGGGCCAAGAACAAGGCCCACCAAGUCGGACAUAUCCUCGCCGAUGUGCUCCGCAUGCACCCGACACUCACGCGCGGCCGCAAGGUGACGCUUCUCGGCCACUCGCUUGGCGGCGCGGUGCUCUAUAGCCUCCUCGAUCGUCUCGCAGCAGAGAAUGCAACGUCGCCGUAUACUCGCUUUGAUCUCCAUCGCGUCGUCUUCUUUGCCGGUGCGUUUGUGCCCUCCCACGACUUUAGCGCAGUGGCCGCCACGGCCUUUGCCGACAUGCGCCGCGACCGGAUUCUCAACGUCUACUCGACGCAAGACUGCGUCUUGAACAAGCUCUUCCGCGCUAUGACGUUUCUUCAGACGCAUCACCCGCCCGCCGGCUGCACGCCCAUCGAGUCACCCUGGGUAGCCAACGUCGACGUCUCGAUGCUGCUGCCGUCCGAGCCGCACACAGCGAUGGGACACAGCUACGAGUCGAUCAUGGACUGCGUGUGCGACCGCCUCGAUGGCAUUUGGGACCUGCCCAACGCCAGUAACAGUAGCAAGUACUAG
Saprolegnia diclina VS20 is the source of this 1176-nucleotide messenger RNA. RefSeq lists its product as hypothetical. Bases 1 to 1176 code for a protein of 391 amino acids. The record is from RefSeq and is a predicted model, not a curated record. Lineage: Eukaryota; Oomycota; Saprolegniomycetes; Saprolegniales; Saprolegniaceae. The transcript is spliced from 5 exons.